Messenger RNA from Mus musculus (house mouse), 28912 nucleotides. RefSeq names its product predicted gene, 36375. The coding region runs from base 3267 to 4658 and encodes 463 amino acids. The record is from RefSeq and is a predicted model, not a curated record. Lineage: Eukaryota; Metazoa; Chordata; Mammalia; Rodentia; Muridae. The transcript has 2 exons.
UCCCCCUCCACCACCACCCCCCACCACCCAGGGCCUGGUUAACCCUUGUGCCUAGAACAUCUUGUUUCCUCAGAGCCUUGGUUCUAUAAUUUUUACAUUUUGGUCAGGUUUCUUGAUGCUAUACCAUGUAUGCAGUGAAGUUUUUGGUAAUUAAGUUGCUGCACAGAGUAUGCAGGAACUCACUUCAUAUGACCACCUGGCUGCCACUGGGCAGACCCUAUUUUUAUUUGUUAGUGUUACAUUUGGGUUAAUUAAGGCCAGUUGGUUAAUCUGUAGCCAUCUGUAACAGUCCUCUGAAGGGUCUCCAUUCCAGGGACAAAGAAAGUGUAGCUCUCAGCUGCCAUGAAGCAGCUUGCAGUCUGUGUGAGUGGAUGUAGUUCCAUGAGGAGAAGGGUGGAAGGCAGUGCAGUACUGUCUGUCUGUGCUGACACCAAGCUGCUGAUCCCUCUUCUGCCAUAUCUAUGUCAUACAUACGAUAGUGAGGAGGAGGCCACAUAAUGUACAGAAAGCACUUGGUAUGGAGUCUGGCACCUACUCGGUAUUCAGUGAAUGAUGCUCUUACAGCAGCCCAGACAAGAAGCCCAUGUGAACGGCUGAGGACACAGCGCCUUUUCAGUGGCUGGAGAAGGUUCUCUGGGCUGCCGGGUCCAGGAAUGCUUCCAGAUGGAGGGACACUCACAACUGGGUUUCCCAAGGCUAUGGCAUUCAUAAACGGGCAGCAUGGAGCCUCUCUUCUGCUUCCAGCCUCCCACCAUCCUAGGUACACAUUGCACCUGACCGUGGCUGGCCUGGAGGCAGGGAGCAGGCCACCUGCAUACUGCUGAGAUGUGGGUUGCCAGUGGCCUAGCCUAUCUGACUCAUCCUAUUCAGAAUGUCCUGUCAGAUGGGAAAAUAUGCCACUGCUCUUGACAGUGCACUUUCUGUGUAAUGGGCACAGUCCUUUGAAGCCAAUCUGUGAAUUAGUGUACAAAGUAAUUUUAAAUCUUAUUUGGUGCUCACAGUACCCUAUAAGGCUGACCAUUGCUCUUUCUGUCUUACAGAGGAGGAAACCGGGGCCCAGAAGGCUAGAUAACUCGCCUAGGGUCCUCAGCUAGGAAGAGCUUGAGCCAAGAUUUGACCUCAGAGAUGAGUGCAGAGCUAUGUCUUCCCUCAAGUGGUGCAGGGAACGCAGGCUUGCCAGUGUUCAGCUGAACCCUUCCUCCUUCCCUCUCUCUUUUCUUUCCUCCUCCUCCUCCUCCUCUCUCUCUCCCUUUCUCCUUCUCUCCUUCCCUCCCUUGCUCCCUCUCUCUCUUUCCCUUCCUCCUUCUCUACUUUCCUUCUUCCCUCCCUCCCUCCCUUCAUUCCAUCUUCCUUCCUUUCUUUUGUGACAUUUUUAUUUUUAAGAUUAUAAUAUAAUUCCAUCAUUUCUCCCUUCUCUUUCCACCCUCUAAACUCUCUCAUUUACCCCUCUUGCUCUCUUUCAAAUUAUGGCCUCUUUUUCCACUGGUUGUUGAUAUAUCAGAUAUUCAUAGAUAGAUAGAUUCAUAGAUAGACAGCCAGAUAGACAUAUAGAUACAGAUAUUCCUAGUAUAACCUGUUCGGUCUGCAUAGUGUUACUUGUAUGUAUAUUUCAGGGCUGAUCAUCUGGCAUUGGAUAACCAGUUGGUGUGCUACUCCCUGGGGAAGACUAUUCUUCCAUUCUCAGUACUUAUUCCUUAAUUGCCUGGAGUUCUUUGUGUAUGGUUGAGGCCUUGUGGUCUUUUCUCCGUCUGCUUUGGCAUGUCUGUCGGAGUCAUCCUUGCUCAGCUUGUGUGUAGGCAGGCAUGUCGGUGAGACUUGAUAAGUGAAGCUUCAGACAUGACUAAGAGACACAGCCUCACAGCAAACUCCACCACCCUCCAGCUCUUAGCAAGCAGAAUCUUUUGAUUCCAUGGCAUCUGUCCUAGAACGAGAAAGCAUUCUGUGCUAAGGAACGUUGUAGAACCCUUAUCUGCUCUUCUCCCUGUUCUUGAGUUUGACAUCUCUGGUGUGAUUCAUAGGGUCUUGGAGGAUCCUGCUGCAAGGCUUAUGGGCAAGGAAGGAAUGCUCUCACUGGCUCUCCGUUUCCUCACUGUAGAGCAUAAUAGUAAUGAGUUGGGAGUGGGAUACAUAAAAAGCACUCAGCACAGCAUCUGGCAGAGGAGCAAAUGUCGCUUGUUUUUGUUCUGAAGUGUCCCUUGGACUUGACCCCAAGUGGAUGCACCUCUUCUGGUAACCUAAGGAGCAUCCAGUUAGGAGCAAGGGAGAGAGAGGCUGGCUUUCUUGCAUGAACACACUGCUGCCUCUUGGUGGUUCUUCCUGGAUGGGUUGGAGGGCUACCUCUAGGGACAGCUUAUCUGAUGAUGAGCCCUGAAGAGCUGCUUAGAAAGGGGAAGUGAGUGCCCAGUGCUCAGGGCAGCGAGGGAAGCAGGGUUGCCUGGGCUCAGGACGAGUAUGCUCAGCCUUAUUAGGCUUGCCCAGGACUGACGUGGAAAAGCCUGAAUUAAUGAUUUCAUCACAGAAGGCCUUUCAUGUUGGGGUGUGCAGUCAAUUCAAGAAAUGUUUAAGAGGCAGACAUUCCCACACAACUCUUUCUCAGGAUUGGUCUGGAGACCCUUGCUGGGAUGGAUCCUCAGCUCUGAAAUCCCCUACCAAGCAAGAGCCAGGCCGAUCCUGUGGUGCUAGCUAGCUUUCUCCAGACUGCAGAGUUCACAGACCUCUCUGCUUCUUGGCAGUGAGUGAAGAGGAUAGCAGUGUGGAGGUGACUACUAAUUAUGAGCGUGCUCACCCUUGCAGAGCGUCUCAGCGCUUUCCACCCGCCUCACUGUUUAAAGCUAACCAGCCCUACGCCCUUCCCCUGAGCACCCACGCUGUGCAUCAGGUGCCUGCUCAUAAGGUGGCGCAUGAGAGAAGGAACUGGGACAUCUGCCCUCCACAGUGGGCUGCAGAGAGGUCAGGAGAGCUCUCAGGCCAGGUUUUUCACAAGUCUGCCAGGUUCCCAAAGCUUGGAAGCCGUAGUCUUUAAACUGAAGACAUUAUAAAAAGGUAUGUGCCUUACCCAGUCUCAAAUUGAAAGCACAGUGUCUUCACACACCCACACACUUCAAUUCAGUGUGAUCAGCCUGUGGGCAGACCUGGAGUGUCUGUCAACUAAGAGAGAAGCUCCUGGAUGGUUGUGUUUGAGGGACCUUCCCCCCAGGACAGAGCCAGCCAAGUUCAAGUCACAACUGUUGUGACUUGAACGUCAUCAUUUUGGAGAUGAGCUGCAGAUGACUGGAGGUGGUCCACUCAUGACUGGCAUCCACCCUGGAGGUGGUCCACUCAUGACUGGCAUCCACCCUGGAGGUGGUCCACUCAUGACUGGCAUCCACCCUGGAGGUGGUCCACUCAUGACUGGCAUCCACCCUGGAGGUGGUCCACUCAUGACUGGCAUUCACCCUGGAGGUGGUCCACUCAUGACUGGCAUUCACCCUGGAGGUGGUCCACUCAUGACUGGCAUUCACCCUGGAGGUGGUCCACUCAUGACUGGCAUUCACCCUGAAGGUGGUCCACUCAUGACUGGCAUUCACCCUGGAGGUGGUCCACUCAUGACAGGCAUUCACCCUGGAGGUGGUCCACUCAUGACUGGCAUUCACCCUGAAGGUGGUCCACUCAUGACUGGCAUUCACCCUGGAGGUGGUCCACUCAUGACUGGCAUUCACCCUGGAGGUGGUCCACUCAUGACUGGCAUUCACCCUGGAGGUGGUCCACUCAUGACUGGCAUUCACCCUGGAGGUGGUCCACUCAUGACUGGCAUUCACCCUGGAGGUGGUCCACUCAUGACUGGCAUUCAACUUGGAGGUGGUCCACUCAUGACUGGCAUUCACCCUGAAGGUGGUCCACUCAUGACUGGCAUUCACCCUGGAGGUGGUCCACUCAUGACUGGCAUUCACCCUGAAGGUGGUCCACUCAUGACUGGCAUUCACCCUGGAGGUGGUCCACUCAUGACUGGCAUUCACCCUGGAGGUGGUCCACUCAUGACUGGCAUUCAACUUGGAGGUGGUCCACUCAUGACUGGCAUUCACCCUGGAGGUGGUCCACUCAUGACUGGCAUUCACCCUGGAGGUGGUCCACUCAUGACUGGCAUUCACCCUGGAGGUGGUCCACUCAUGACAGGCAUUCACCCUGGAGGUGGUCCACUCAUGACUGGCAUUCAACUUGGAGGUGGUCCACUCAUGACUGGCAUUCACCCUGGAGGUGGUCCACUCAUGACUGGCAUUCACCCUGGAGGUGGUCCACUCAUGACUGGCAUUCACCCUGGAGGUGGUCCACUCAUGACUGGCAUUCACCCUGGAGGUGGUCCACUCAUGACUGGCAUUCACCCUGGAGGUGGUCCACUCAUGACUGGCAUUCACCCUGAAGGUGGUCCACUCAUGACUGGCAUUCACCCUGGAGGUGGUCCACUCAUGACUGGCAUUCACCCUGGAGGUGGUCCACUCAUGACUGGUAUUCACCCUGGAGGUGGUCCACUCAUGACUGGCAUUCCCUAUCAGGUAUUGUUCAUUUUCCACCACACUUUCCUUAGUUCUGGGCACAUGGAUGCUCUCCAAAAAUGCUCAAGACACAUUGAAAUGGGAAUUUACAGAGUGGGCAGUUGUGACGUGAACAUUACCAUGCUCUAAAAAGAUGACACAUUGAGACCACCAAGGAAACAUGUAUAUUUAAUUAGGACUUUCCUCUCAUUCAAUUCAAAAGAAAACAAAGCAAUCAAAGUGCAUUCACCCUUUCUCCUUAGGGCAAACCUUAACAGCUCCAUAUGUCAGGAAGAGAUGACACCCCAACAGUGUGUCUUAGGGAGUGAAUUUCCUUUCAAAUCUUACUUUUCCCUCCUGGAAUAGUAUCCCCAGGCAGUUGCCCUGAUUUUCUUAGGAAUGGAGAUGGGCUUCUUGAUGCUCUCAGGCCGUGGUUGUUGGCUGCUGAGAGAAUUUAGGUAUGGUGGGGUUGGUUCCAGGCUGCCCAUCUCUGUGCCUGAAGCAUCCAGGUAGGUGGCACAGCCUCUCUGUUCUUUCUAGGCCAUGGGCUAAAGGUUUGUGGGUCAGAUGGCUCCUUUGCUUGGCUAAUAGCUUCAGUCCCAGGAAAAGCUUUCAAAGCUCAGUGGUUCAGCCUGCUCCUGUUUGCUGGUAGAGACUCCAUAGGGGUGGCAGGCAGUGGAGAAUCUGAGGGCGGUCUUGGAUUUGGUUAGAGAGGUGCAGUAGCUGCUGGGGCAGGUGCAGAAGUGGUGGGAAGCAGCCCGCCGUGCCUCUGCCCACUCCAACUGCCUGCUGAGCAGGGGAAAUGCACAGGUAUGCCCUGCACAAACGUGGAAGAGGUGGUACAAUCCAAAGCCGGCAACUGAUGCUGCGUUGCACAGACUCCCCGGACUUGGGGCCACAGCUCCUGCCUUGGACAUACACAGGACAGCAGUGUAUGACACACUGACCUCAGCUCAGGCUGAAGACUCCUUUGAAGAUCUACCAAAACUUCUUUAGAUGAAAGGAUACCGAACCCAAGUAAACCUCCGUGUCGUGCAGACUCAGAAUAGACUUGGAUCCUUUCUCUCUGAUUCUCUGGUGCCCACCCUCCUCCUGGUUCCUGUUAGUUUGGGAUGAGUGGAGCAUCUAGGUCCUAUUUUUCUUGGGUUUGUUGCUUAAGGGUCUUCAGUAAGUCUCCCUGGCGCUGGCAGGAUUGCACUCCCAUCCUUGAUCCAGUUACCUAGGAUACGUACAUUGCAAGCACAAUGAGCACAGCCUGUAAAGAAGAGGGGUAGCUCACUUGGGAAUCGGGGGAAGGGCAAUGCCCUUGACAGACGUCCACGGUAGUGACUCUUCUGAGCAAGAGUCCUCAAAUAGAUUCAGAGCCCUCUAUUCCCUUUCUUCAUUGAGGCAGCCCUGACAGGCAAAACAGGAAGGGGCCAGGUGGCUGCUCUGUGACAGGGUCACUGUGGUCUUCAGACAGACCUGUCUAGUAAGUAAACACUGAAGAAACAGGGUUCCCAGGCAAGAGCAGUCUGGAAGAAUGGAGGAGGUGUUGUGCGUGUGCAGAGGGUUCUCGAGGAAAGCUACAUCUGUCUGACCUCAGGGUUUGGACAGAGAUCCAGUGUCAGUCUGUUCACAGAAACUUUGCAACAGUCACAGCUCCUUUGGCCUUUAUAAAGAGCUUUGGAGCAGUGAGGAGGGUGACAGACUUGUGUAGGAACUCUCUGGUAUUAUAGGGUUGUCACUCCCUGCAAAGAAGCUGAGAGGUCUGGCCAGUACAGACCUGAGACUCUAGACGAGGUUCAUGGAGUCCAGAAUCUGUGUGACCCUGUAGUGUGCAUCAAUCAGACCCUGAUGGCAGACACUCAGCUGUUUAGUUCUGAUUCUGUUCUGUGACUUGUAGGAAAUUUAAUCUGACUCUCAUGGUUUUUCCCCUACAAAAGUAUGGAGAACAUCAAAGGAGACAACGAGAAGAUGCUUUGAAACAUAGAAAUGCAGGUCAAGCAAAGAGUCUUUAUGUAGUGUCACCUUAGUGUGCCCAAGGUCAGGAGCAGAGCGGCAGGUGACUCCGAUGGCUGCCCCCUCAUCUCUCUGCAUCUUUACAUCACAGAGCAUGUAGGCUUUGCUCUCUUGCAUGCUCCCCUGCUGGGUUAAAGGUCUAACUGGGGCCAGGAGUCCUGCCAGCUGUCCCUGGGGUUGAUUUCUUGACCCUUGCCCACAGUGUAAAUAAAGAGUGUGUGUAUCAUCUAUCCAGUGUGCAGACACAUCAAGAGGCAUAUAGCAUUGGCAAUCUACUGUGUGUCCUCCCAGAUGCCCCGUGCACGUGCCAUUCGUGAGUUUGGGUUUUUCUAUAAGGAUGAAAUUUUAUUACAUACUCCGACCCAUGACUUGUAUAUUUCCACCUUGUGAGAGCUCUUGAACACCUUUCCCAACAAUAGAUGAUUUCUGCAGUUUUGAGGAGCUACCCAGGUUUCUUUCCUUGUGUGGGCAAGGUGUCACUUAGGCUUCUACUUUGGACUUGUCUCUUGUUUUAGCGUCUCACCAUUAUCCCUAAGUCAGGUGCAUCCUCGUAGCCCGGCCUUUGUGUUGGUUCCUCUUGGUUCCCAUCACAAAGUUCCCAGAAAUAGAGAGUCUGUGUCAUAGGAGAAGGAUUUCUAGAUUGUUGCGUAGAAUAGCAAGAUUUGUGUGCAGAUUUGAAUAUGAAGUGUCCUCCUGGGCUCAUGCAUCCGUUGAAGGCUUGGGCCCUAGCUGGUGGAGCUCUGUUGGGAGAUAAUGGGAAGUAGGCUAAGUGGAGGAAUGCUCUCCAAGGAUCCACCUUGUCCCCGCCCCUGCAGCUCAGCCACUGUACCCUCCCCACCACAGUGUCAUAGCUCAGAACAGGCCACAUAAUGGAGCCAGGUGAUCCUGAGCAAACCUCUGUGUCUGUGACUGCAAGAAACCUUCCACCCUUUAAGUUGGUUUCUUGGGUGUGUGCCCCAGCAACGAAAAGCUGACCAGCAAGGCCUGUGUGCCUGUGUGUGCCUGUGUGUGCUGUGUGUGCCUGCAUGCCUGUAUGUGUUGUGUGUGCCUGUGUGUGUUGUAUGUGCCUGUAUGUGCUGUGUGUGCCUGUGUGUUCCUGUGUGUGCCUGUGUGUUCCUGUGUGUGCUGUGUGUGCCUGUGUGUGCUGUAUGUGCCUGUAUGUGCUGUAUGUGCCUGUGUUUGCUAUGUGUGCCUGUGUGUUCCUGUGUGUUCCUGUGUGUGCCUGUGUGUUCCUGUGUGUGCUGUGUGUGUCUGUGUGUUCCUGUGUGUGCUGUGUGUGCCUGUCUUCCUUCAGUGUGAGCGCCUAACCAUCUCCAUGUGGCCAGCAUCGUGUAACAGACAAAUCAUGCCCGUGCCACAUUGCCUAAGUUGGAAGACCUACUUCUGUUCUAUCAUCUUUUCAGAAUACUCUGUGCAUAGCUUAGAAAACAGUUUGUGUGUGUCUGUGAGUGUGCAUAUGUGUGUUUAUGUGUGUGCACGCGGAGGUUAUAGGACAACUCAGAAGUUGAUCCUCUCCUGACAUCAGUGGAGUCUGGGGUUGAACACAGGUUGUCAGGACUGUGUGCAAGCACCUUUACCCACUGGGGCGUAUCUUGAUGGCCCAAUUGUAUGUUUGUUCCUAACAAGUUUAUUGAUACAUGAUUCACAUAUUUCACCAUAAAAAUCUAACCAUUAAAGUAUGUAUUGCAGCAGUUUUUAGUAUAUUUGGAGUUGUGUAACCAUCAGCAGUUGAUUUUAGGAAAUGUUAUCACCUGUCAGAAGACGCUUAUCAUCAUUAGAUAGCAAUUGCCUCCCAGGGUCCAGCCCACUCAAAAUUCCGUUAAUUGCUAUGCAUUCUUUCUGUAUAGAUUUAUCUAUUCCAGAAAUCUUAUAUAAAUUAAGGUUAUAAUAAGUUUUUGAGUCUGACUUCUUUCACUUAGCAUGCUUUCAAGGCUCUUAGAUGUUAGAGUGUGUAUAUCAUUUUUUAAUGGCUGAAAUGAUGCUGCUGUACGUAGCUGUGCACAGAUUUGGGGUGAGCAUGUAUUUUCAUAUGCCUGUGUAACUACUAGAAAGUACAUGCUAGUGUUACAGGGUCAUGGGGUGACUCUGAGCUUACCCUUCCUUUUGAGGAACCAAAAACUCUUUUCCAAAGGAUUUUACCUGUGCAGAGUCCUGUUUCCUUCAGAUCCUUGUCAACAUCUGUCAUUUAAACAUUUUUAGUCUAGUUUUAAUUAUGGGCAUAUGUAUGUGUCUGAGUGUGAAUUGUACAUGUGAGGGAGUGCAGUCCCCACAGAGCCACAAGAGGGCGUCAGAUCCCCGGGAACUGGAGUUCUGGGAGGCUGUGGGCCAACUGAUGAGUGUUCUGGAAUCAGACGUGGUCCUCUGCAAGAGCACCAUGCACUCUUAACCACUGAGCCACCCCUCCGUGUCCUUCUGAUGAGACCAUUAUGUGAGACUAUCCAUAUCCACUCUAAUUUUCGUCUAUGUCUCCCCAGUGACGGAUGACACUGAGCACUUGUCACACUUUUGCCAUUUAUUGUGUCUCUUCAAAGACCUAUUGAGGUCAUUUGCUCCUUUUUUUCUACUGAGCUGCAGUAGGUUUUGUUUGUUUACAUUUUAGCUAUAGAUCAUUUUGCCAACGUGUGGCCUGUAAAUAUUUCAUCUUAGUCUGUGCUAUCUUUAACUUUCUUUCCUUUAAGAAAAUGAUGCAAUUAUGCUUUAAUUAUAGCCUUUCGCCUCUCCUAGCUUCUCCCGGAUCCUCACCCCUACCCACACAACUUCAUAUCCUUUCUCUCACUUAAAAACCAGACCAAGCCAUGGAUUCCAUUUUGUGUUAGCCAGCUACUCCUGAGCACGAGACCUGCCCUUAGGCAUGACAAAUGCACCCACUUCCACCUCACUGAAGAAAACUGAUGUUUCCUGCACCCAGCAGCUACCAGUUGCAAAUAGGAGUGAGAUUUUUGUGUUCUCUCCCUCUUCUCCAUGGUGGGAUUCUGUCUAGUUUCACCAUGUGCAGGUCUUGUGUGUGCUACACCCCUAUGUAUCAGACCUGUUGUGUCUGGAUGACACUGUCCCGGCAGCCAUCUGCCAUCUCCUGGCUCUUAGAAUCUUUCUCCUCCUCUUCUGCUUAGAUCCCUGAGCCUUGAGAGGAUGAGUUUGAUGGAUUUCCCUUGUAGGGCUACAUGGUCCAAAGUCUCUCACCUUCUUCACGUCCUCCAGUUGUGGGUCUCCAUGUUAACUCCCACACAUGGCAAGAAGCUCCUCUGACUGAUGAGGGCUGGGUGGUUCUCUGCUCUGUGGGCGUAACUACAGGCUAUUAGGAACCAUUUCAUUACUGCGCUUCUAUUCUAUAGCAGGGGAAUAGUAAUGGUUUUGUUUUUCCUCCAGCAAUGCCCCUUGAAAUACAAAAGCUGAGUUUUUUGCCUAAUCAACCCAGACAAGACUUAUUCCUUUAGUGUUUUGUAUAAAAGCUUUGUGAUGUUAACUGGCAGACUUAGAUCUCAUAACUCCAUUAUGAGUUAAUUUUUAUUUGUUUUUAUGAAGGCAAGGUACAAAUUUAUUCCUUUGUGGAGUUCCUGUUAUUCUAGAACCAUUUGCUAAGGAGACAAUUCUUCUUCCACUAAAUUGUCGUACUAUCCUUAUUGUUGAAUAUAAAUGUGAUUGCUCCUCUCUGAGCUCCCUUGGCCACUGAAUCUAUCCUUUGUACUGCAAGGUCAUUAUCCCUGUGUCCUUGUAGUGCGCUUUGAACUUGCAAAGUCAUCAGAUAGGCUUUUCCUUCUCAAGAUUGUCUCAGCUCUUUAGAGUCCUUGUAUUUCCAUGUAAAUUUUAGGACAGAUUGUAAAUUAGGGCAGGGAAAUUUUGAUCAGGGCACUGUUGAAUCUGUAGGUGAUUUGGGUAGUAUUGUCAUCUUCUAAUCCAUGGACAUGAAAUGCCUUCUUUCAUUUAAAAAUAUUGUCUAGGGUUUUUUUUUUUUUAAGAUUUAUUUAUUUUAUAUAUGUGAGUACACUGUCACUGUCUUCAGACAUACCAGAAGAGGGCGUCAGACCCUAUUACAAAUGGUUGUGAGCCACAAUGUGGUUGCUGGGAAUUGAACUCAGGACCUCUGGAAGAGCAGUCAGUGCUCUCAACCACUAAGCCAUCUUUCCAGCCCUUGUCUAGUUUUUUUUUUUUUUUUGGAUAUGUAUGUCCAUUUAAACAUUUUAUUCUAAGUAUUCAGUUCUUUUAAGUGUUACUCUGAGUAGGAUUGUUCCCUGGUCUCAUAUGAGAUUGCUAAGUGCCAUUGGCAUGUGGCUGGUUUCCUUGUGUUGCUUCAUUUUCCACAACCCAGAUGGACUCUGUUAGCUUGGAAGGGUUUUUAAAGGUAUGUUUUUAGCGUUUUCUAUAUAAUAUUAUAACAUCUGCAAAUACAGAUGGUUUUAUUUCUUCCUUUGUGUCUUUUCGAUGCACAUCUGCAUAGCUGGUGCUUCCUUAUGUUCUCAUUAAUGGCGGCGAAUGGAAGUGACCGGAGCAGACAUCCUUGUGGUAGGGGAAUUUUAUGAUCAAGUUUGGGUUAUUGAGUUUUCUUUUAUGACCUUUACCAACUCUGAAAAGUAUUCUUCUGUUUCUAGUUUGUUGGAUUUCUAAAAGUCACGCAUGUGUGCUAGAGAACACAGGGUACUUGUUCCCCUCCGAUGUGAAGGUCCUGUAAUCGGUGUGCCUCAUCCUUUUUGUAUGUUGGUUUCCGUAUGUUAGCUCAGUCUUGUAUUCCUGGGAUCCAUCCCAUUUGGUCAUGGUGUCUAAUCAUUUUCUGUGUAGCUGGGUUUGGGGUGUUAAUCUUGUUGAGGCUUUCUAUAGCUGUGUGCAUACAGGACACCUGUGGUCUCCAGGGGAAGGCUUGACUUUGUCAUGAAGACUGAUGUCAGAAGAUGAAUUGGAGAAGUAUUCUCUCCACUUUGGUUUUUUGGCACUACUUAGACAUCCACGUGUACCUGGGGUUUUUUGGGUUUUUGAUUGCUAACUCGGUCUCUUGUUACUCUGUUACCUUAGGCUUUACCAGCCUCUCCCGCUCUUCACAGCUCUGCGUAUGGUGUCUGCUGCCAUAUUGGUGUCUGUUGUGGUGGGUUUUUUUUUGCUUUGGUUUGACUUCCUUUUGGAGACAGUUUCUCUCUGUUGCCCAAACUUGCCUUGAGCGCUCAGUCCUCCUGCCUCUGCCUCCUGAGUAGGAGUUAAAGCUAUGCAUCAUCUGGCUGUAUGGCACCAGAUAUCCAGCUAGGGCAUCUUUACAAUGGACCUCCGAGCUAGUCUAUAGGGACAGACAAUCUUGGCUGUUUUUAGCUGGUUCCAGUUUCAGGAUUGACAGCUUUGCAGAUCCUCAGCAUUUCAUCCUUCAGUGAUAAUUUGAACAGUGUUUUGCCCAUGUUUUAAAGCAGACUCAGUGUGCAUAGUCAAAGCAGACAACCUUUACUGUGCAUGCAGUUGAUUGACAGCCCUUACUGUGCAUGCAGUUGAUUGAUUGACAGCCCUUACUGUGCAUGCAGUUGAUUGACAGUGUCAGUCUAGUGAACAAAUUCUGCAUCUUCUCUUGCCAGGAAGCUGCCACCUAUUGGCAAGUUUUAAGGAUGAGGCUAGGCUUGAAUGAAUGGAUAAGUAAGAAUGAUCUUUCUGCGCAGGGCAAAGAGAAGCUAGGAAGGAAUUAAACAAGACUGGAUAGGAAGGGAUUAAAGACUGCAGGGAAGGAGGCUUGUGGGAGGCUGUGAGCGACCCCUGGGCUCCUCCUUCCUCUGUGUCCUACCUCUCAGAGGCUCUCUUCUGCAGGCUGCACUUUCCCAGGGUCAGUCAGCUGCCUUGCGGCUUUGGCCACCAGAAGGCACUGCUGGAAGACAUCGGGUAGGAUGAGAGAAAAGUCACAGUAUGUCCAGCUCCUGACAAAUGAAGUGUCCCUCUCUGUUUAACUCCCACACAACGACCCCAGCUUCCGGGCCCUUUCAACUCCACCUCCUCUCUCUGGCCUUUCCAGCUUUUGGGAUGGCAGCAGCUUCCUGCUGGUGCCAGAUUCCGGGGUGGGUGGGUAGCCAUGUUGCUUUUCUUUUUCAUCUUUCAUCUCUUAUGCAGACAGUUCCAAGCAUCACAUCCCUUUCAUUUCAAAAACUAGCAUGCUUCCUCUGUUCUCAUUGGUCCCACCUGAUACCAGUGGUACAGCCAAGGCCUAGAUUCCAAGUAGAGGGCUGCACCAAGGCCAGGGCAGACACGUCAGAACCGGGAGGUGUUUGAAAGGGAAGUGGCAGGCAGUGGGGACAAGCUGUGUGUAAGGGGCUAGCGAGACAAGUGUGUGUGGGAAGCGUGAAGGUAGUUCCAGCCCAUUAGACAGGAACGCCCAAAGCAGCUGAGCCUCAGCCUCGGGAGGAGGCUUCCCUGGACCUUAAGGAACCUAUGGGACUGGAGCUGAAGUGAGGAGUUCUGAUCACCCGGGAGUCUGCUCAGCCUAAAAGGAUCUCUAGGGUCCUGGCUUAUUGGUCAGAAUUAAAGGCUUCUUGGUAUAUAAGGUGGGGUGACUGGAGCUCACUGUGGAGAGCCACAGUGCAGGAGGAGAGCAAGGACUGAUUUGAUGCUCCCAGUGGUGACAGGGUUAUCUGGAGGUAGGGUACUCAGUGGAGCUCUGGUCUCAGGAGAGAGGGGUCUGAGUAACAUGUGACUUCCCCUCUGUGUGCUUCCUAUUGCGGCAGGUGAUGUUCACGUACGAUGAAGGCAGCAGCUAGACAGAGACCUGAGUGUCAGCUCAAGUCAAGCUGAAAUUAAAAGUCCACAGUAGAGUACAAGUGUCCCUGUGCUCAGAGCUUGGGUUCCCAGUGAGUUUUCUGCUGAAUGUAGGCACACUUUUUUUUCCUUCCAGAGUUGUGGCCGGCUCCCAGAUGGCCAGGCUGGCCUCAUAUCCUGCUGUGUUCUACCCACCCACCCCUUCUCCAGGCCGCCUGCUGCCCACUCACCUGCCCCACCUCCUCCAGGCCCACUCCCUAACUGGCUCUGUCUUCUUCUAGCUCGUUGCUGUUCUCUUGUCCCUUAGCUCUGGUCUCAGGAGAGAGGGGUCUGAGUGACAUGGGACUUUCACCCUCAUUGACACUGUUUGUUGCAUGCAGACCCCACCCUCCUCCCGCUGGUUCCACACAGUCUAGGUUGGCACUCUGCUUUGGUUUAAUCGUUUCCCUUCUGCCACUUGCCUUUCCAUAACUGUAUCAUUAAUUAAUUAAUUCAUGGGAUUAGCAAUUACACGGGCACAUGGUCUAGGCUGGGCAGUGAAGCUGUGCCAUGUCCACGCUGCUUGCCUUGCUUCUGUGUACAGAGGAGGGGUGGAGCUGCCUCACAGGCUACCCUACCCGCACGAGACCGUUUGUUAGCUUUGCCCUGGCAUGCCGGGUACACAACUGGUCAUGAACUCUACUCGGAUAGACACUGGUUGUUAAGUCGGAAGUGAGGGAAUUUCAGCGUGUCUGAAAUCCUGUCUAUUUAGAUGAAUAUAGAUGUGGUCCAGCAUGCUUUGAAGCACAUAAUCUUGUCUGUGGCUCCUUUCCUGCUGACCCUCACCUCCAGGUCUGUGGACUGCCUCCCAUCUGUCUGGCUAAAGAGCCUUUGUAAUGCAGUUAGCUCUUGCACUGUGGCAGUCGGGUUCCUCCUAGAAUCUCCUAGGGGCCCGGACUUGCACCAAGUCUGAUUUGGGCUAUCACCCGGCCUGGCUCUUGUGUUUUGACUAAUUGGAUCCCAGGUGCAAGCCUUGCUUGGUCACAACCCCUCCUAGUCUUCUGUGGCUGCCAAACCAUGUCUAGUGCUCAUUUUCUUCCCCCAGAUAUUCAUGAUGUGUUGGAAAUGAAGAAGAAAACACACACACCCAUAUUUGGAAAGCUCAGAGCUCUCUUGGGGGCGGGAGCAGGGCACAGACUGUUCUGUGGACAGCGAGGUGUUGCAGUGUGGCGUAGGGUGUAGCUGUUCACAGCGGGCUGGGGAGAGCGCAGAGCAGGAGAAACAGGAAGCCCCACUUUGGCUGCAUGUCCCUGCCCUGUGCCUUGCCCAGUGCCCAUGAGAGGUGGCAGCUUCUGUGCAGAGAGGCCUCAGGGUAUGUAGGGACUACUGAAUGCUGGGUUCUGGGAUGUAGUACUAAAUUAUUGGUGGUGAUUGCAUCUUGCAAGGUGUCCUAAACAUGUCCUAACCACUUGGCCCUAUUCCCCUUGAUCCUUGCUACCCUAAAGACAAGCAUGGCUACAGGCCCCAUUUAAGAGAGCUGGUGGGAAGAUUCAUCACUCCACCUCUUCACGGUUGUGUCACCGUGAGACUGCACACCCUUAGUGACAGAGGUUGAUCCUGGUUGUGUUGAGGUCCUUUGAACAGCAGCUCUUAGAACCAGUGUAGACUCUGCAGGAGGUUGUGGACAGACAGCCUUUACUAAACAGUGCAGGCAGCCCUCAGACUUUUUUGUUUAAGGAUAUCUGGGACACUUUGGAGUUCCGGACAGGUUUUAAAAAUCCAGAACCCAGAAUUAUAUAGCAAGAUGAUAAACCAAAAGCUGUGGCUUAGGGCCACAUCUGUCAGGAUCACAACUUUUUGCAGGGGUCAGAGGUCGUUCUGCAGUAGGUGGGCAACUGCCACCAGGGGUCGCAGGAGCCUCAUCAAGACUCAGACAGGAACCACUGUAGCGCAUGCGCAAUUGCUCCUUUCCAGGUGCAUCACAUACCUUACUUAAAUUUACAUGCCUCAGUACAGGGGAACACCAGGGCCAAGAAGUGGGAGUGGGUGGGUAGGGGAGUGGGGGGGGGGCAUGGGGGACUUUUGGGAUAGCAUUUGAAAUGUAAAUGAAGAAAAUACCUAAUUUAAAAAAAAAGAAAAAAAAAGAGUUUUAAACAUGUCCAAUAGCUUAUAAGACAAUAAUAGUUUUUGACUCUGGACUUUAAAGACAUGCCUAGUUCUUUAAAUUGUGAUCAAUAACAUAUUUUCAGACCCAGCAGUAAAACCAAUCAACCUGAAAAAAAAAUUAUCUGCUUGCCAUUUGUGUCUUAAUACCUUAUAGUUCCUACCCUGCUCCAAGGCAGGCUGACUUAGCGUCCCUAUAGGCCGAGCUGGCAUUUGCAGUUUCGGAGACUGAGGUCACUGGGUUAUUAAACGGGAGUUCAGAGAUGCAUGGAGAAAAUUGAGCUGCCUGGGCUUCUCUGUUAAACUGGAACUAUAGUGAGGAGGGUCCAGGAAUGCCCUGCACUCUCUAGGAGGAAGCUCCAUAGCCUGUAGUUGUUCAGCUGGGUCACACCCAGGCUUAUCAGCCUGUCAUGAAUGCCUGGGACAGCUUUAGCAGAGACUGAGUUUACACAGGGACCUUUGAAAAGGGAAAGAAAACAUGAGAUCGUUAGCGGGGAUCGUGCCCUGUAUCCUCCUGGGUGAAGGUCCGUGGUAGUAAGGAAGCCCAUGUGAAAGCGCCAGGGUUUCCUGACGGGUUCUUUGAAGCAACAGAAUCUUGUCUUAAGCUUUAGCAAUCGCGUGUUUACAAAUGAACAUGACCUUCUAGGUGAGCAGUAGAACAAGACAGUUCUCUGAUCUUUGGGGGUUUGUGUCCCAAGAAGCUACUGAAGUAGAAAGCUCACGAAUCAGUGCCUGAGACCGUGUGAGACACCGGACACAGCCUCAACUCCCCUGUGCUUAUGUCCCCUGUGUCUAGAGAGCGUGCAGGAGACCAGAGAAGCCUCAUUGCGUUUCUUUGAAAAGCUGCUUUCUGCAUUUGAAGCUCUGAGAUCCCUUUGGAUGGUGAGGGGGCAAGUCGUUUUCUAGAGAAGUCCAUGUGUGGUAGGGAUGGACGUCAGAAGUAGGUCACUGCCGAGCUCCUGUGUGCCAAUUUUGCUAUGGUGGAAAGGAAGCUCAGGACUUGUGUGUGGGUUGGGUGGGGGUGGGGGAUGCUGUCUGGCCUUGAUGGUGUGGAGAGCUGCUAGCAAACUGUACCUCUCCUUUGAGCUUCCCACCCUUUCUACUCUAGAGGCUGUGAUUGCGCUGUGGCAGGAGGCUUCAUGCCGUAUGGAGUGGGCCUCGCAGCUCAGGUUGCUGGCCAGGGCUGCCUGUUUAUAUUUAGAUGCUGUAAGAAGAGCACAAGUCCUUUUGCUGCUGUUGACCCACAUUCAUAUUUUAUGUUGUUUGUGUUGGUAGACUUCUCUUUCAUUGGUUUUCCUUUUGGAGGCAGUAGGAAUUCAAAGAGUCCAUAGAAGGCUUUAAGACAGUUUUAAGUGAAGGUCUGCAGAGGUGUCUAUUCUGAAUUAUCUUUUAAAACUUUAAAAUUUACAUGUUUGUUUAUUUAGUAUCUUUGUGUAUGCACGUAGAGUGUGGAGGUCAGAGGGCAGUUUGCAGGAGUCUGUUCCCUCCUCCCACCGCAGAGACUCCCAGAUCAAGCUCAGGUUUCCAGGCUUUGGCCGUCUUACCUGUCCUGUCCCGAGUUCUUCAGAGACACUGUGUCUGUCACAUUUGCUGCUGACUGGUUUGUUUGUUUGUUUAACAUUAUUUGAAGACUAGCUCCUUCCUUCUCUCCAAGCGGCUGUUCUGAGAAGUCCAUCCCAGCUAGGGCGCUACAUCUAGUUGCUGCCCCCUGGGGUCUCAUGCAGUGAGGCAAGGACAGUUGCUUGUGUCCCCUGGUCACUGUCACCCUUGCUGUAGUUGGAUGGUCAGAGGUUCCAUUUUAUACUGCAGAGUAUCCUAGUGUGAUACAUCUUCUCUUCUCUUAGGGCAAAUGAGCCAAGGCCACAGUGACAAGACAUCACACUUGGGAUCAGGGUCUGAGUUGGUUGCACUAAUGGGGAUUAACUUUGAGGGGCUGGAAUGGGAGUGAUGGUUGCUUUCUGCUUGAGACUUUCCUGUAUUUUUAGAUAUCCCCUUAAAAAAAAAAGGAAUUGAAUUGUCAUUGGUGCUAGGAAGAUGCUAGUGAAGGUGGUGACUAUUUGUUCAAUGUUUCUGAAUGCCAGGCCCUGGCACUGUCGCCAGCACAUGUCACUCUGUACGUUUUCGUGACAAGGAGAAAGGCUCCAGGGUGUUCGACAGCAUGCUCCUGACUCACAGGGCACUCGUGCUAAGAAGCAAGGGUUCAAAGCCAGAUGUCUACUCAGAGUCCACCCCCGCCCCUUUUACUUCAGUAUUUCUCCCAGAAGAGUAUAGUUAUGUAGGUGUGAUUUUUUUUCAAACAGAGCUUUAAAAUGUUACAACAGAAAAGAGUUGCCCAACAUGAUCCACCAGUUCCUGCCUUGCAGUGUAGCCAAGCAAACUAAAGCCUAGGCUCUUACGAGAGGCAGGGCAGGAAGGCUUGUACAGACUCCCCAGCUAUGCAAGAAGUGGGAAACCUCCAAAAUUCAGCAAUCUAUUAAUGGAUUUAAAACAAUGAAGCAUUUCUUCCUAGUGGAAUGUUAUUUGCCAAUCAAAAGAAAUAAGGUUUUAAAAAUAAAUAGUAGUACCCAUACAAUAUUGUACCAAGUGCAGCUUGUGAGUGGUUAAUCUUAUGUCUGUGUACUUCUUCAAUUUAAAAAGCAAGAAAGUUUGAAUACUUGCUAACUAACUGUUAACCUUGGAAACAUUUUAUUUAAUCGAGCCAGGCCCAGAAGAUCACAUCUCAUACAACUCUGUUUUAUGGACGGCCUAGAAACAGCCAGUCCAUCAAGGCAGAAAGUGAUGAGUGGUCUCCAGGGUCUGAGGGCAGGGGCUGCGGAGGGAGCUUCUUUCUAGAGCGAUGGGAAGGUUCUGGAGUUAGCUGGCCAUGUUCUACUGAGUUAUACACUGUAAUAAUUUAGUAGUGUUUGGGCAGUAUCUCAAUAAAGCUGUUGUUUAAAAAUAGAUAAAAUCAGAGAAGAUUCAUAUAAUUCUCCCAGUUGGAGUCUCUCCAGCUACUGUUACCUAAAGGCAAUAAUGAUAAAGUAAUAAGCAUGAGGCUUGUUCAUUUACGUAUUUGCUUUUUUUUUUUUUUUUUUUUUUUUUUUUCUCGAGACAGGGUUUCUCUGUGUAGCCCUGGCUGUCCUGGAUCUCACUCUGCACACCAGGCUGGACUUGAACUCAUGGCAAUCUCUCUGCCUCUGGCUCUCAUUUAGCAUUCAGCCUUGUGCAAUGAACAAAGGAGCCUAGCUUCACAGCCCACAUUCUUUGCUAUUAUUGCUGUAGGCUAAUGCAUAGUGACAUUACAGGAUGUGAUGUAGUACCAGAAAACUACAGUUGUGGAAUCAGACUGGCUGGCUGGAUCCCAGCUCUGCCCCUUUGGCAUCAUCUUAGGUGAGUUACUUAACAGCUCCAGGCCCAGGUCCUCUGUCAUGAAGCUCCCAGAUAAUUGGCAAGUAGCUUUCAACACCUGUUAUUAUUGCUAUAUGUUAAAUACCUGUUGAUAUAUGGUUAUUAAAUGGAGUCUUUAAAAGCAUAAAUUCAAAUUGCAAGCUCUCAUUUCAUGAGUGUCUCAGGUUGAAUUAGCAUCUCAUUUGCUUGCAGAAUUACAGAGUGAGAGGAAAUAGUCACUGAAAGUGUUUACUCUAGCAGGUAAAUGUCAAUCCAGGAUUGACUGCACUUCUGAGGGUGUGUGUGUCUGUGUGUGCCUGUGUGUGUACACAUGUAUUUAACUCCUAAGAAGGAUAUGCUGAGCCUAGAAGGAAAACAAUUAACGGUGGUCCCCCAAAGGGGCCAGCCAUGGCUUUUAUUGAGAAGCCACUUAAAGUCAAGGAAGUUGUAGCUUUCCAGAGCCCUCGCAGAAAGCCCCGAGCAGCUUCACCUCCUUCAUCCCCAACACCCAGGGCAGCUUCUCCCUCCAAGGCUGCCCACCUCUUCCUCUAGUAGGUUGUGCACACCUGAUGCCUGUGGGAAUCCUGAGAGAAUAAACCAGAACACAAGUUUAACAACCCCAGGCUGCCUCCCUAUCACUUUGUAUUGUGAGUCUUGGGCCUUUCCUGAGUCUCCUUUCAGUUUUGGAACUUGAGAUCCCUAAACAUUGUCUUACUGCCCUUGAAGCCUACACUGUGGUGUCGGGUUAUCAGAGAUGUGAGAUUGUAUUGAAGUUUGGUGUAUCCAGUUAUUGACUCCCCCAUAGUCCUGUUCCAGCAAGGCCUCAGGAUGUGCCUGUCCUGUGUCUGACUUCCGGAGCUGUGGUUAAGAUAAAUGGGAAACAAUGGCAGUGUUGUAGUUCAUAGGACCUUUUGUCGCACUGACAGCUUUAUCACUUCAUAUAACUGUGACCUGUUCAUUAUAACCCUGACAGCUUUGUCACUUCUAUAACUGUAAAAAGUUGUUAUUCUGUUCAUUUCCAUGUGACUUUUAAGAAUCAAAAUGUCACCCGGCAGUGGUGGUGCUCGCCUUUAAUCCCAGCACUCGGGAGGCAGACUCAGGUGGAUUUCUGAGUUCAAGGCCAGCCUGGUGUACAGAGUGAGUUCCAGGACAGCCAGGACUACACAGAGAAACCCUGUCUCGAAAAAAACAAAAAACCUAAAACAAAAACAAACAGGAUCAAAAUAUCUGUUUGGCUGUUCCUCUCUGUAACACAAGUUAGUGUCUCAAUAGUUCAUAAACCACACAAGGACUAGGAGGCCUGGCGGUCCUGGGAUUGCCCAAGGUGGGGCAGCUCUUGAUGUGAGAGAAAAUCAGCUCGGACUUUGAUUCAUGAGAUUCCAUUUGAAACAUUUUUAUUGCCUCUCUGGAGUUGGACACUGAAUUCACUGCUGUUAGCAGCUCAGUAAAAGAUAUUGUCAGAGGACUAUGUAGUUACAGGGAUCAGGGCCAAAGCAUGGUGGCUUUAUCAUUUAUUAGCUAUGAAGUCCUAAAUCCAAUCAUGUCUACAAGAUCUUUGAGCACCUUCCUUGAAGGUUGGCUGUGGGGAUCAGAAACUGCACAUCAACCCCCAGGCAGAGUGCUAGGUGCUGAGAAGGCCUAUCUAAGUGAACCUUGACUAGUGUGCUUCAGUCUUAUACCCAGAGAAGGCCUAGGGCUCUCAGAUGUAGCCAGGCAUGGAAGAUUUCUGUAGUCCUACCUGAAUAGAACAGUACAGAGGCUGGACAUGGUAUAGAGGGCUCCCAGCCUGCUUCUUAGCUGUCCAGCAUCCUGUCCCACAUGGCCCCUAAUAGUACUCAGCUUUCCAAACUGUACCCUGGACAGUCUGGGAAUGGUGUGACCCCAGAGCAGGGCUUCUACUCCAACACCUAGGCUGUCUUGCAGUGUCCACUUCUGACUCCUGUACAGCAUGUGGGCAAGUCACUUAACUUCUGAGACUUUCUUUCUUCAUAUGUUUAUAAUACAAAUAGUAUCCACUGGGUGUCGGUAAAUGGCCAGUGUGUGUGUGUGUGUGUGUGUGGAAGAGCUACAAGAGCAAGGGGUAUACAAUCCAAAUGAUUUUAUCAUCACUAGUUCAAAGGAAAUGUGUUAGCCUUCAUAGAAGGACCUGCAAGAUACUAAUCUCCCUGUGGAAACUUUAUCUGGCAGCAGGGAGGUAGACCAUAGGCUGGGUGUGUGGAUAUUAUGCAUUUUUGAAACAGCAAUGUGGUCAGCCAUAUUUAUUACUUUAAACCUUGCCUUGUCAAAUAACAUUUUGGUAUGGCUUACUAAAGUUUGAGUGUGUCUCCAGAAAGGUUUUGUGCUAUUUACAGGGUUGUAGGUAAUGUUGAUAGAACCUCAAGCAGUGGGAGCCAGAGGAAAAUGGUUAGAUCCUUGGGCAGCAUCCUCGGAAGGUGCUGCUGUAGAUCUCAGGGGACCUUGGUUUCUAUAACAGUAGGUUGUUACUACUAGAAUGCACUUGGUCCUUCUUGCUUCUUGUCCCACUAUGACACUUUUCUUCUUGCACAUGCUCCCAUCAUGAUUCUGCCCACCUUGUUGUGAUGUAGUUAAAAGUACUUCUCAUCAGAGCUGGGGACAUACUAUCACUGUUAUUGAACCUCUGACUAAAUAGACAACUUUUCUGUCUCUGACAUUUAAUUGUAGCAAUAGAGAAUGUAUGCACUAAGUUUUUACCCUUUAGUAUAUAGAGGGAGAUAUUACUGAGGUGUUAACAUUGAAGAAGCUAUUUAGCAAGUCUGGUUUUUAUUAUUAUUAUUUUUUUAUUGUGUAUUCUCUAGGAGAGAAAAAGAAAGCCAUUAAAACACUACUGAGACAGACUUCUAAACCAACAAGGCCCCAUCUCGGAUUUUAAUGGAAGCCAAUUUUGGCCUUGACCGCAGAACUUUGCCUCUCAGACAGUGUUGAUGUGGUCCCAGGCUUGAGAAUUUAUCACCAAUCCAGAGGCCCAGCUUUUGACAGAGAAAUAAAUAUUCUGGAACUGAGUUGUGCAAAGAUGAAUUUGGUAUGCUAAGUCAGGAUUCUGCCAAUGCUCUGAUACAUGUCCCCUGGCAUGUAAAAUGUUGGGAGAGAGAGAAACAACAGUCUAACACAGUGAAGGGCCUUCUGCCCAAGACUCAUUACUGUGAACUCACUCGUAGCCUACCCUUAAAUGUUACGAGUUUGCUAUUUGGAACUUGAGUGGGUCCAAAGCUCUGUACCUAGUUUGUGGGGGAGGGUAGCUUGUGGAGCCAGUUUAAACAUCCUUACUAGCCACACGUGAACGUGGAUUGAAGACCCAGAGCACUGGCUUUGGCCUUUUAGAACCUAGUAAAAUACAAGGGUAAUCAAGUUAUGAUUACCUGAACAGACUUGAUAUUUCUUUUAUUCAGGGACCUUGGCAUGACUGUGAAUACCUUGGUCAUAACCAGAGCAUUAGUGGUCAAAGUCCGGCCUGCAGGAAUGGAGCCAUUUGUUGUUAUUGUUGUUGUUGUUGUUGUUGACUGUUUGACAUUCCCUGGAGGAUUGGUUUUCCUUCUAUUAAUGCUGUUUGGUUGCUUCUUAUCUGAGAAGAGAGUGGACUAUGAAACAGUCUUUUUUUUCUCCUGGUGGUUUAAAUAUUGUUCUAGUGAAUGUUUAAAGAACUUUAGGAAGCUGCAACCAAGCCCUUGCUUUUGAGUGGUUCUGGAGCUGUUAUGAUAUAUGAGGAGUGUGUGAUUUUUUUUUUUAAACACAUGUUGUCUUAAAAAAAUGUUAAAAUGUCAUAGCAGAAUUCGUACUAUAAGAGGCUACUUGAUGAUUUGGACUAUUAAUAAAUACUAAAAUCUAGAAUUUGUGAAACAUUAAGUGUUAGAACCAUAUUCUUUGUGUUUAAAAAGCUCAACAGAGACAUGAAAGAUAAAAAUAGACUCAUAAAAUUCUUCCAGAUGAAAUUGAUAAAAGUUGAGAUUAAAAAUACAAUGGAUGUGACUUACGCAAAGUAGAUACUACAAAAGAGAGUAUUAGUUAAUUUGAAGACAAAGCAAUAGAAACUAUCUAAACUUAGAGAGGGAAUUUUUUUUUCAAGUGGAAAGAAGAUACAGUAUAGUCUUGUCCUACUUAGCUUUAAGUAUCAAUUCAACACAGCCCACGGUCACCUAAGAAGGGACAGACAGCCUUUGGGGAUUCUUCUGUCUCUGGUCUCCACCACUCCAUAGGAGUGCUGGGAUUACAGGCAAGUGCUAUCAUAUUUGUCUUUGUUUCUGUCCUGGGCAUCUGAACUUGGGAUGGUGGCAAGUACUUUACCCACUAAAUCAUCCCUGUAGCCAACACAAACACUUUUAAAAGAAAUAAUGGCUAAACACUUUUUAGUUUUUGCAAAACUAUAAACACUCGUUUCUAGGAUUUUUGGUGAAGCUCAAGUACUUUAUAAUACAAACUGUUCACAGCCAGUGCUAAAGUCAUAAGAGAGCCAGAAAAAGAGACCUGCAGAAGGGUGAGAAACAGGGUUUCUUGUCAGGAAACACGAAAAUGAGGUUUCAGUGGAGCAACAUCUCCAGAGGAAAAAGCAAACCGCCAACCUAGAAUUCCCUUCCUCGUGAAAUCUCCAACAGUAGAGAUAAGUGCAGCAUAAACCAUAGUGCACCAUAAUGUAAGAAACCAGGAGUCGCAGGGCCACCACCACAUACAGUAAAGAGAUUACUGUGGGCAGAAGAAAAAGCACAAAUCACCACAGAUGAAUGCUUAGCGCAGAGAGCUCGACUGUAUUGCUGAAAAUAGAAGAACACAUUUCUUUAAAAUAAAACUGACUACUUAAUAAAAAUAGUAAGUACCCAAGAUAGGGUUUGCACCCUGCAUGAAAGUAAAAUGUAUCCAGUAAACAAAUACGAGCUAUAGAGGGGCAGGUGAGAGCAUGCACUUGUAAUAGUUGUUUUCAGUAUAUGAAGUUAUUUGAAGCAGAUCAUAACAGGUUAAAACCAAAAGCAACAAAUAGCAUUUUUGCUAGUACAUUAGCAAGUAAGAGAAAUAAACACUAGCCAAACAGAAGGCAGAAAAGAGGAAGAACACAACACAGGCAUGUGUGACAAAUACUGUUUCAAUAAAUGGCAUUGUAGGGAUUUGUUAGUUUUUUGUUGUUGUUGUUGUUCUUAAAGAUACAGUUUCACUGUGUAGCCCAGGCUGGCUUCAAAUGCAUGAUCCUCAGCCUCCAGAGUACUGGGGUCAUAGGUAUGUGUCAUCAUGUUUGCACAAAUAUAAAUGUUCCAAAUACUCAACCCAAAAGAUCACUAGAAUGGAAAAUGAGGAACAUUUGAAUGUUGACUACAGGAAGAUUAUUUAUUUAUUUAUUUAUUUUUAUUUAUAUGACCACGUUUUAGCCAUCUUAGCACACCAAAAGAGGACAUCAGAUCCCACUAUAGAUGGUUGUAAGCUACUAUGUGAUUGCUGGGAAUUGAACUCAGGACUUGUGGAAGAGACUGCUGAGCCAUCUCUCCAGCCCCCUCCAGGAAGUAUUUUAAAUAUACUGCUAGAAUAGAUUGUGAGGGAAAAGGAUGAGAAAGCUGCUGCGGUCCCACUCACUGUAAGAUAAUUGGAGGAGCUGGAUUAAAGUCUGCAGAGGUGGCGUUGAAGCAAGGAAGUCAGUCCAGUAAGUGUAAUAAGAACUCUGAAGUUCAUGUACCCAGUUGCAAAGCUUUGAAACACAUGAAGUGAAAGUUGUUAACAGUUUACAGAGAAGCAGGUAGCUAUAUAGUUUUGCUGUGACUCAGUAACCUUGUCUCAAUCAAGUCUAAAGCAGGAAGACAGAUCCGUAAGUUAUAGAGAGAAGCCGGGAGACAGUGUGCUGACUCCGAUGGCAUCCUACCUAACAACAGAACACAUAUUCUCUUCUAGCACAAGACUGACCAAGAGCAAGUGUAUUCUAGGUCGGAAACAAGUUGUGACAAAGUUAGAAGAGCUCAACUGUGUCUCUAAUGCAGGUCAGUGCUCCCCAAGACGGUCAGCAGGACAUCCGCAGGAAAAAGAAACGCCCACACCCAGGGAAGUCACUCAUGCUUACUGUUCAUUCCAUAGUCAGACACGGCCUAAAAUCAGUAAUGGUGAAAGGCAUGGAAGGAAGAGCUGAGGAAAGAGUAGGCUUGAACUUCGAUUUGUCCUCUCUCACCAGAGUCCUGCAAGCAGGCAGCCUUCAGUUCUCCCAGCCGUGAGUUAGGUGUGUUCACAAGGCAUUAGUGUGAGCAUACACAGCUGUCAGUAACAGAAGACAGUCCAGAGAUGCACCAUUGGUGCCCAUCAACUCUCUAGGAUAGUACAUUUCAUCAGGGCAGGAAAAUCCUCAGUUGUGUGGAAUUAGGAAGCUGGAGGUCUGUUUGCAAAGAAUUCAGUUCAGGCUGCACCUUGCAGCAUAUGUGAAAAUGGUGGCAGUGUGAAUCACAGUCUGGUUUCCCAAGUCUAGAGAGCAUGCAUGGUAAAGCUUUGUUAGCACAGCUCAGCCCAUUUAAGGAAAACACUGGAUUUCAUUUUUUUCCUGCUAUUUAAAAAAUGUAAAACAAACAAACAAAAAAACCCCAAACCAACAAAAAGAAACAAGAGGAGGAAGAGGAAGAAAGGAGUCAUAGACUGCAUAAAUCUGCACACUUUUAUCUAGAAUAUAUAAAGUAUCUCAAGCGAGUAAGAAAAUUGGCCACCCUGAAAGUGGGUAAAAGAUUUUAGGAGACACUUGCCUAAGGAAGACGUGCAGAUAAUAAAUACUCCGAGGAACAGAUGGGUAACGGUUGGAGUCAGCGGUGACGGAAGAAUCACUCAACACAAUGAGAUGCUCUUUCCUGUCCUCUUUGGAAGUGCUUUUUAAAAGUCAGACAGUAACAGUGGCAGCUCUGUGGAGAUAGCACCCACACACAUUGCUGGGCAGAUGCAAGAAGGUGAAGCCAGCUUAGAACAAUAAAUUGGCAAUUAAAAAGUUAAAAAGAAACUUGUUGUGUGAUCUAACAAUUCCACCGUAGGUAUCUGCUAGAGAAUAUUAAAAAUAUUUCUCCACAUGAAAACUUUCCAUGAAUAUUUAUAGCUACAUCGUUCAUAAUAACCAGCAUGAUAACAACCCACAUGUCUAUAACUGGCAAUUGGAUAGAAAAUGCACCCUAUCAGAGCAAUGGAAGGAAAGCUAUGAAAAGAGAAACAAUGUUUGCUAUAACCUGGAUGAGCUGGAAGCAUGCAUGCAGAGAGGUCAACUUCCAUAGCCACAUGUAUCACCUUGCUUACAUGAAGUGUCCAGAAGGAGUGAACAAUGAUAGUAGAUUGACGCUCUGAACUGAGGGAGGGCAGGAUGGAAACGGACUUAAUCUGAGCAGAUGAAUACAAGAGUGAGCUCUGCACAUCUGCCUGCCUGGCUAACUCCAUCUGUUAACACCAGUGCUGCGCACAAGAAGAACAGGGGAAGCUCGCUCAGCCCUGCGGGUGCACAGACCUGAUCUUAGUCAUUUCUUCCAAGGCUGUAACUUCAGUGUAUGUGAUCUAGAAGUUGUAUAUCUUGGUAGUUACUAAAUUAAAAUAAAACUUAUGUCUCCAAAAAAAAAUCAUACUCAAUUAUGCUUAUAACUUCUCCAAUAGCCAAAACUAAGCCAUCAAGCAAACUAUUCAGUAGCCAGAUAGGUAAGUGCAAUAUUGGUAAUAGCAAUAGAUAGGUAAUAGCAAGAGAAAGAAGUAAACCAUGGAAAGACAUGGAGGGGCCUUCAGUAUGUAUUGCUACUGGAGAGCAGCCUGGCUGUGGACUCCCUGAUUCCAACUGUAUAGAGUUCUGGAUACAAAUUCUUGGAGACUGGAAGCUUAGUGGUUUCCAGGAGAAAACAGAUGAAUAGGUGGGCACUGGACAUUUUUAAGGUGGUAGGUACAUUGUAUCAUAUAACAAUGGUAGAUACAUGAUGCCAUACAUUUGUUACAAUUCAUGUAUAAUUUAAAGAGUAAGCCUUAACACAGCUAUAGACUUUUAUUAGUGAAAAAACAGGAUCACAAGCCAGCCCUGUUAUCAUAAAGUACUACAGAGGUCUAUUUUAUUUCUAUGGGUAUUUUGCCUGCAUGUCUAUCUAUGCACCACAUGCAUGCAGUGCCCACAGACAGUAUCAUAUAACCCAAGACUGGGGUUACAGAUGGUUAUGAGCUGCUGUGUGGGUGAUGGGAGUUGAACCUGGGGCCUCUGGAAGAAUAGCCAGUGCUCGUAAUUAGUGAGCCAUUCUUCCAGCCCUUCAAUAAGACUUCUAAAACCUAACAGAAGCUCUGGCAGAGCUACUGUGGUGACAGAGCAGUGACUACUGACUCCCAGGGGACUAUGCUGACUGCUGGCUCCCUAUGAAUAAAGGUGGCUCUUCUCUUUGUGCAGCCUGGUGCUCUCCUGUGACUAUCUGUGGCCUAGGGGCAUUUGCACUGUGCUGAGAGCAACUUGGAUGAUGCCCUUUUUCAAGAGGGUGCAUGUGAGGUUUCAGAUUUUUUUUUCUUGAUACUUUGUGUGUCCACUUCCCUCUGUGGAGUGGAGUUCACUUUGAAUACUAACGUGUGUGUGUGUGUGUGUGUGUGUGUGUGUGUGUGUGUAUGUAUGUCAUGUAUGUAUGUCAUGUAUGUAUGUCAUGCAUAAUGGUAUAUGCCAGGCAGGAGACUAAAGACCCAUUAACUGUCUGAUUUGAAGGAAAUCACUUUCUUUAUCAUGACAGGUCUCCACUUCUUAGCUGUAAAAGAGAAUUGACCUUUUUGGUCCCUUCUAAUUCCAGACUCAGACUUCUAAAUGAGCUGGGUGCAUACCAUGUCAUAAGGCACUUGAGGCAACAGAGAUCCUAUUGUGAAAACCUGCUAGUCCUUCCCCCACUGUGUCUGGUUUCUCUAGGGGGUUGAAGGUCGGUCAGCACGGGGGUCAAGAAGUGUCUGCUUGUCCUCAUGUUGUUAUUUUUUCAGCCUUUCAUGCUUUUGUACAUCUCAGCCCUGAACUCUACCCUAGCAAAGAGUUUGCCCCAUCUAUGAGAAAAAUACCUUCAGGUUUCUGGGUUUUCUCUCGGUCCAGAAUCAGCCUCGUGGUUUAAUUACUCCUAAGCUUGUAGGCCUAAGUGUUGGUCCUAAUGUAAUAAGAUUUCCCAAGUUUCUAAGUAAUGUUCCCUCAGAGAAUUGAAAACUUAUUCCAAGGCAUGCCCCAGUGACCUAAAGACUUCCCACUCACUGCCACGUCUUAAAAGAUUCCAUGACUUCCCUGUAGCACCUCUGGGGGUAAAGGGGGGACCAGGCUUCUAACUAAAGGCCUUAGGGGACAUAUAAACUCUAAACUAGAGUUGACAGGCUUGCUUAUUUUAAAAAAUUGUUGAAAAGCUUUGGGCAUAGUUGAGUGAGGGUCUUUGUAUUAAUCAGAACCAUCCUGGGACAUGGUGAGUUGGAGAUAAGACCUUUAGUUAACUGCUAGAACCCUAAAGGGAGCUGCUGGCAUACUUCCAUUCGUGUCUAGAGUCCUGGGCACCUGAAGAUCCAGUGGCAUAGGUUUCAGCCAGACAGCUAGCAGGCCCCAAGCAAGAAGCCAGUACUUCAGUUCAGACAGGGAAAGACCAUGCUUGCCUUUCUCCCAGCUGAUUGGAUGAGGCCUGCCCACGUAGGGAAGGGAACCUGCUUACUCUGUUUACCAGCCCAAGUGUAAGUCUCAUCCAGAAAACCCUACAGACAUACCCAGAAGGUUUGUCCCGAUGUCCUAGCAUCCCGUUGCUUGGUCAUGCUGAUGUCUAAACAUGACCACCAUACUACCAUACGCUUCAGGACUGAAAGAGCUCGUGUGAAGGCCCUCUCCAGUUCAAGCUGAGUUCAGGGUGAGCCAGACUGCAUGUGGUGUGAACUGAAUGGCCCCUUUCUUCUGCAACUUUAGAUAUUCCUUCUGGAGCUUCAUUUUGAUAUUCCAUUUUGUCUUUAAAAGAGAAGACAGUCAGGGUGUGGGUGCCCUGUGCCUUUAACUGAGAAGCAGAGAGAGGGGCAAGUGGAUCCUUGGUUUACUCAGGGAAUCCAGACCAGCCAGUGUUACAUAGCAAGACCCUGUCUAAUUAAAAGGAAGUCAGGAUAGAGGAUCUGCUUCUCCGAUAGCCUCUUGCAGAGCCGACCAUUCUGUGACCCUGUGCAUCCAGACUUAGAAUCAUGUCCUAUGAAAACCAACUUGUUCAGUUUCUAUGUGUUUGCUUUGC